GUUAUUUGGGAAUAGCGGUGCUUGCAGCGCCUGUGGACAGUCCAUUCCUGCGAGUGAACUCGUCAUGAGGGCUCAAGGCAACGUGUAUCAUCUCAAGUGUUUUACGUGCUCUACCUGCCGGAAUCGCCUGGUCCCGGGAGAUCGGUUUCACUACAUCAAUGGCAGUUUAUUCUGUGAACACGAUAGACCCACAGCCCUCAUCAAUGGCCAUCUGAAUUCACUUCAGAGCAAUCCACUACUGCCAGACCAGAAGGUCUGCUGAAAGGUCAGAGUAAUGCAGAGUGCGUGCCUUCAUCUCAGAUUUUCUUCAUCACAGGUGGAUCCCAUGUGUCUUCAGUAGACCAGUCACCUUUGUAGCCAGCACCAGUGCCAGCCCCUUGUCAUCGCACCUUCUUUAGUCUUGAGUGCCCUUUCUGCAUUUAUGAUGUAUUAAAAUGACUGAAUAUGAACAUUAAGGACUCCAUGAACCUGGGCUAAUGGGAGAUGGUAGCGAAAAGGAAAAAAGAUCCACCGAAGGACAUCUUUGGGGGGGGAGGGUGCCUGGGGGAGGGAAAUGACUAAUGAACCUAAUUAAAAGAAGCAUCGGAAUCCGCUUUCUACCCUCAUUAACAAUUAGCAGGGCACCGGCCAGAGUGUGUACCCUGUGUUUUACCUUAACAACAUUCUGUUUGCUCUUUGUAUAUUUAAGUGUUGUAAUGAAAUGUGUUUCAAUCAAACUGAACAUGAGUUAAAGGAAAAAGAGAUGUGGCUUUUGUGAUAUUAUAUCACGAACACUUUUAUUGUAACUCUGUAAAAUACAAUGUAUGUAUGCAUGUGAGUGUUCUUGUUUCGAUGUUGCUCCACCCCUGGCAAAGGUUAAAAAGAAAAGAAAAGAAAAAAAAAUACAAAAAAAGAAAAAAAAAGGAAAAAAAAAGAAUCAGGCUCAUAGCCGCUACUAUGUAGAAAUUCCCCCACUUCUAAUUUGCUGAAUGAAGAAAAAAAAAUCUUUUAUUUGUGAUAUUUUCAGAGACAUUUGCUCUAGUAUGGUGUAUUUAAAUAAUAAAAACUUAAAAGAAAAAUAUUUAACAGA
Molecule: messenger RNA, 1069 nt
Organism: Cricetulus griseus (Chinese hamster)
Lineage: Eukaryota; Metazoa; Chordata; Mammalia; Rodentia; Cricetidae
Source: RefSeq, a predicted model, not a curated record